GUCAUGUGGGUAGAGCAAUAUGCUUAGUUAAAGAGCAGAAACUAACCCUGAACAUAACCGCUGCCGUCUUCACAUGUACUUGUCCGAUACUAUAGGUGGUGUAAAGCUAUCCAAGCUGUUCAUUUUUACUACAGAAACUGUGCUUCUGCUGCGAAGAGACAAGGGUCGUGUUAUGCGUUCGGAUAGCGAAAAUUAACUACUACUGUAUGUGACCUGCAGAUACACUUUACGUGUGCCCGAGAGUUGAUUUCUCCCUUGGUUUGAUGCGCUUUUAUAUGCCAUAUGUUGCUAAUAGUGGACUGAAAUAGACUUGUUACAGGACGUGCGUGUCUUUGGCGCUACUCUUGCGAAGAAGUCAAUUGUCAGUGUUUGCAGUAUUGAGCGUGCUUGGGAUGUUGGGUCAGUCACACCACCUACAAAUCAAUGAUGGUUUUUGGAUACAAAAUCAGACGAGAGCUGUCCACUGUAACCUGAGUCAGAAUGGAAUAGACCACGCAAUCUGUGCAGAGGAUGUCAGUGUGCACCUUGAAGCAGAAUCGAGAGAGAAUGGAGUCAGAAAUGAGGACAGCAGUCUGAGGCUUCUGGAGAAGAAAGGAAGUCCUAAACAACAGACUUCGGAAACAGAUGGUGCUCGGCCUGGAAAUGUGAAGCUAUCGAAACCAGUAGCUCUAUGGACUCAACAAGAUGUCUGUAAGUGGCUAAAGAAACACUGUCCAAACCAGUACCAGAUCUACAGCAAUUCCUUCAAACAGCAUGACAUAACAGGACGGGCGCUGAUGAGACUGACAGAUAAGAAGCUGGAGAGGAUGGGUAUCCUGCAGGAGAGCCAGAGACAAUACAUUCUGCAACAGGUCCUGCACUUGAGAGUGAGAGAAGAGGUCCGUAACCUGCAGCUGUUAACACAAGGCACUUCCUCCCUUUGUGAUUACUGUGGCAAGGACAGAUGAACAUGAACAUGGGCAUCCCUUUGUUUCUAGCACUCUGAUUUUCAAAGGAGAAGAAAAGAAAAGGAAUUGAAAAAGACUUGAAACACGCUAUAUUCAGCGAAGCUUUUCUGUGUGAUGACAGACCUUUUAGUUAUUUUCAAACUUAAAAGGUAACCAAACUGACGUUUUACAAAUAAAUAGAUCUAGGUGUUUUUUUUUUCCCUUAUUUAAAAACAUACCAGUGGCAGUUGUCAUUAAGUUGAUGUUACGUGUUGGUAGAAUAUUUUAAUACAAGUAGAGCGUAGUAUGUUUAAAACUUAUGACAAAACAAUUUACAACUUUAAGACAAUUGUCAUUGAGCCACCUUGGUAUUAUCAUUUUGUUGUCAAGUUGGUGACCCUGUUAUGUAGCAUAGCAUUAAUUUCAUUAGAAGCUGAUCUGACUUUCGCAUCCCUUGAAGUGUGAGAAAAGUUGGGAGUACCCUAAAUGAUAGCAUUGAAUGUUUCAAAGUAUAUUGGAACUGCAACAACAUUUAAAAAAAAAGCCUACUAGGUUAUUUUUCAAAGCUUUGUGUUCUAGUGUAGCAUUUAACCUCAAUUUUCUGAAAUAAAUUGUGCCAAACUUCAAAUAUUCUAAUGUUUCAUAGUGAAUCAAUAGAAGUUUAUUCUUCUCAGCAACAAUUAAUCCCAAAGUCUUCUGUGUGUUGACAGCUUGAUGUAUGUACUGUACACAAGAUAGAGCAUCCAGUUCGUAUUACAUUGCAAAAUUCAAAUUCAAAUUCAAAGCUGGGUCAGUUUAAUUUUUUUUUAAUAAAGUACAGUUUUACAUCUAGUUAAAAUAUAGUAACUCCCAAAGAUGAUCUUCAGUUAUGAAAAAGAGAAAUUGAUCUCAAUAUGUUUGAGAAACAUAGAAGCAAGAAUAUACUGCUUUGCUUUUAAAUAAAAUUCAAACCAAACUAAGGUGCGUGGUAAAUGUCAAGGUAACAGUGUUUCUUAUACAGUACCAGCAAUUGAGAGAGAGGAGACUAGAUAGCACAAGGUGAGUCUUGAGUACCCCGUGUGCAGUCGACAGUCACAGAGGGAGAAUGAAAGAGAGUAACGAAGCUGCAAAACUGACUGCUGCUGUGUUAGGGAUGCAAAUGUUUGUUUGUUUUUUUAUAGAAAGGUGUCCCUGGCAAAACAGGAUCAGCCAGUACAAGAGUAGGUGACAAGCGAAGGAGUGAGUCAAGAUGAUUAUUCAACAUGGAGAGUAAGGAUUGAAAGAACUGGUAAUUACAGAGUAAAUCAGAUUGAUAACGCUGGGCAUAGGCCUGGUGUUCAGUGAACAUAGAAAGCACUGUGCACCAGUUAAUUUGGAAUGUAAUUAAAUGUUCUAGUGCCUGGAGGAAGGUGUGAAUAGAGUGGAAGGCUUGAGAGAUUGUGAUGGCACACAAGUCUGAAAGAAGGGAGUUACAAGAUGUGUGUGGGCAAAGUCUGGAGUUUGUCUUUCUGUUAUUGGGUAAAGACUGUACCGUUCUCCAAAUGAACAGGUAUGUUUGAAGACUAAAACAACAUUUGAACAACAGAUAAGAUCAGAAAGUCUCCUUAACACGGGCAACAGUUUCUGGUCACCUCAAAAAUAUGAGAAGGAUCCAAAUGUAAAACAUGUGCAGAAAAUUCAAAAGAAAGUGCUGGUAAUUAUUUUAAUAGUCCCGAUAUUUGGAUUCAAAAGCCUUGAAACAUGAAACCCCACCAUUCCUUUCUGACUGCAGUUCCCUAGAAACAUUAAGACAUUAAUCAUUUUCAUGUGGUUUCAUGUCAUACAAUGUUUGACCCCUGACAGCAUUAUUACUGAUAUAAUUUUAUACUUAAUUAUCCUACAGGGCCAUGACAGGAUUACAUUUUUUAUUGUACGUAUAAAGCCUAUGACUUCAGCGGGGGUUAUGUUUGUUCUGAAGGUGGAAGGUAAUACAACUGUGAAAAUUGACUUCAGUGCUAUUUAAUUAAGCAAGAGAUGGCUGUGCUCAUUCUCAAGGUGGUUUAAAAAAAAGGAGUUGCAGGAUUUACAGCCACUGUAAUGAACUGCAAUUACUUAUACUUGUAACACUUUCAGGGAAGACCUUAACAAGGAACAUAGGCUGCCUUUAAAAAUUGGCAUUUCAGUUUCACAAGGCCACUAAGAACAAAAAGAUAAAAUGUUGAAUAAAAUAUUUGAAAUUUUAUAAAAAAAGCUCAAGGGACUUUUCUUACCUUCAAAUAUUUCUGCAAUGACAAAGGAACCAAGUUUUUUUGUGAACUGUUAUAAAACUAUAACCAAAAAUAUACAUGCAUUUUAAUUUGAAUAAAAUAUAAUUUGCUGUAAAAAUGUGCACACAGAUGUAGUAAUAUUCACACUGAGGUGUAUUCUUGAUAGAAAAGUAGAAUGUGUGGGGACACUUUGACAGCUGUGACAUAGGGUUUUAUGAAAUGCAUUUGCAUUUCAACGGAUAUGAAAACUAAGUAAAAUACGAUGUACAAAUCAUAUGAACAGCUAAAUUUAGCUGCAACUGCAAAACAAAUCUCUGCUUUGGCUCUUCAGAAGGCGAUGCACAGUGGUGUCAAAUGUUCUGUUUUCAUCCCUUCAUCUCCUGGAGUGUCCUUGGUGCUGUUCAUUCUUUUAGCUUGUCUUCAAACCUUGAGUAAUCUGCUCACUUGGGCUGCUGGACAUUAUUUGUUCUUUUGUCUCCUUCCAUUUUUCUUUCCAGUCUUUGUAGUUUUGAAAUUCCCCCCUCACACUACUGGAAACAGGUGCUCUUCAGGGGAAUGUUGAGGUCUUUCUGAUUUUAAUGUCACUCCCUAUUUGUGCUUUGAUUGGCUGUGCAUCUUGGUGUGCUAUUGAUGCUUUCUCACAUGUGAAACCUGAAGAAACCUGAAUAUGAAUCACAUUUUCAUGUGUAGUCACGAUGGUUUGCUCACGUUACUAUUCCUGUAGAAUUCCUAUAAUAUGUCUGCCCAGGCUUAUUGUAUUCUGUGGAAGCUUUUUCUACACAC
This is a messenger RNA of Lepisosteus oculatus (spotted gar), 3934 nucleotides long. RefSeq names its product sterile alpha motif domain containing 12 (gene samd12). Gene Ontology annotation, cellular component: cytoplasmic side of plasma membrane. The record is from RefSeq and is a predicted model, not a curated record. NCBI's taxonomy places the organism in Eukaryota, Metazoa, Chordata, Actinopteri, Semionotiformes, Lepisosteidae. Gene Ontology annotation, molecular function: protein binding. Gene Ontology annotation, biological process: cell surface receptor protein tyrosine kinase signaling pathway.